GAAUGACGCUUUAUUUACAAGUCAUUCGGAUUGUUGCUGUGCUGUAAGUGUCCUGACGUGCAGCCAAGCAUAUGACAUUGCUUAGGAGAGUUUACAGAAGCAUGAAUACUUCACUGUACGACCGAUCUGUCUGAUCUGAUACAAAAAACAAAAAAUGAAAAAAAAAUGGAGCUGCAUUUGGAGCGAUGCCACCGCUUUCCUAUGCUGGGAUGUAGGGAGAAACUUUGGGAGGUGAUCACAGCGGCUGUCUUUUACCAACUGCGACAACACCUUCUGAGGCUGAAAACUGCGUUGGAUGCGAUCUCGGGAUCCGAAAAAGACCUGCAUAUCUCGCGAGAGCUCCGGCUCGCUGUGGCUGUGCAGCAGACAGAGGGAGAAGGCAGGCAGGCAGCAUCAUGGCGGACAGAGACAGUGGAAGUGAGCAGGGAGGAGCAGCUACGGGCCCAGGCUUCGGUUCCAUGCACCUAGCGACAGGAGGGGCGGGCUCGGCCUCCGGGCUCCAGCAUGAGACCCAAGAGCUGGCGUCGAAGAGGGUUGACAUCCAAAACAAACGUUUCUAUUUGGACGUUAAGCAGAACGCGAAAGGCCGCUUCUUAAAGAUAGCAGAAGUCGGGGCCGGUGGAAACAAGAGCCGCCUCACUCUCUCCAUGUCCGUGGCGGUUGAGUUCCGUGACUACUUGGGGGACUUCAUCGAACAUUAUGCCCAGCUGGGUCCGAGCAACCCGGGGAUGGUACAAGACGAGCCCAGGCGAGCCCUCAAAAGCGAGUUCUUGGUCCGAGAAAAUCGGAAAUACUAUAUGGAUCUGAAAGAGAACCAGCGGGGACGGUUUCUGAGGAUUCGACAGACCGUUAACCGGGGGCCCGGUUUGGGAUUCACGCAAGGCCAGACGAUUGCUCUGCCUGCCCAGGGACUUAUUGAGUUUCGUGACGCUUUGGCUAAACUUAUUGACGAUUAUGGUGUAGAGGACGAACCUGCAGAGUUGCCCGAAGGGUCAUCGUUGACUGUGGACAACAAACGGUUUUUCUUCGACGUCGGAUCCAAUAAGUACGGUGUGUUUAUGAGGGUAAGCGAGGUGAAGCCAACGUACCGCAACUCAAUUACAGUGCCCUACAAAGUGUGGUCCAAAUUUGGGAAUACUUUCUGUAAAUAUGCCGAGGAGAUGAAGAAGAUCCAGGAGAAACAGCGGGAGAAAAGGGCAUGCGAGCUGCAGCAACAAGAGGAGAUGCAGCAGGACGAUGGAGACGAGGAUUGAUAUAGACAGCAAACAAAAAAAGAAAAAAGAGAGAGAGAGAGGAAAAACAUGCCAGAGUAAUGAAAAUAACAAGAGAAUUAUAAUUAAAAAGAAAACACUCUACUGUAUAAUGAAAGAAAUCUAAAGAUUUAACUGUAUUGGUUUAACCAAGGGAGCAUCACCCACAAUAUAAGAAACCUCCACGACCUGACAGUUAUGACAUGUUGUCACUCAUCGCUGGAUGUUACCCCACUUAACCACCAUUAAUACAGUAACAGGCUGCUAAACAAAGUAAUAACAUUAUAUUUGAACAUUGUUUCCUACUUGACAAACGAUAUUGAACUGUUUAUUUCCCUUAUUAACAGAAAACUUUUGUACCAGUUAAAGCUAUUGUAAAGAGGAGAGGAAAAAAAAAGUGUUUGCAAUGUUCAAAUUGAAUUAUUGCCGAGUUCAAAGGAGAGACAAAAAAAAGUUUCCUUCUCAUGUGAGUUAAAUGACUUCAGCACAAAUCAGAUGUUUUAAUUUUUAAACCAAAAUUCCAAAACUUUGUAAAAGGUUGUCACAUGUACUUGCCAUCCUAUUUACCUUUACCUGUGAGUAGAGAGGUGUUUACACAUAAAUCAUAUGAGGGCUAGGCCUGCUUCGGAAACUGAUAAGAUUUCAUGCAGUACAUAUAUAUAUAUAUUAAAAAAAAACAAAACAAAGGAACGUGUAGGCAUUUUCAUGAAAUGAAAUAAGUGCUCUAUUUAUUGUGCAAUAUGCAUUGCAUAUAAGGAACUGGUCAUUGGAUCUUGACAUUUGCCAGAGGCAUUCAAAGAUAUAUUAAUAUUGUAACUUUUGUUUCAGUUGAAAUUGUUGCCAUGCAGAUGGAUAUAUAAUAGACUACCUUUGUGUCUCGUUGUUAAUGCAAUGUGUUCAGUUUAAAGGUACUAAAUGUGUAUUUGAUAGAGGAAAUGCAGAGACAACAUGUAGCAAAUGGCCUGAACUGCAGAUUAUUUAACAAGGCAAAAGACCCUGAAUAUACUGUGUUGAUUGGCAUAGUAAAAACCGGAAGAGCGCAAUCGGUUAGUACAUAUGAAACAAACUUUUUGUGAUCUUGUUUAGUCAUAAAAGUCUAAAUGGUGCCAAGGAGUGCUGUUGCUGCAUGUUUAUCUGCACUACGAUUUCGUUGGUCUCCCAAAAUAUUGGCUCAAAGACCCUUCCAUACGUAUCUUUAUCUGCCUAUGUUGUAUGAAUCUCAAGUUCGAGGACUGGGGGGGGGAUUACCAUCCAAAAGGCUCGGUGUAGUUCUAGUGGAAGUUGUUUCAAAGCAUGAUUGUAAAAGCAGCGACCUUGUGAACAGUAAUCGAAAUGUCACCAUCACACUAUGAGGACGGCCACUGAGGCGCUUGCCUGGCUUAGCCGAGGUGAAGACGGCCUGGUUCACCUGUUGGUGAAUGUCUGUUAUGUCAUUGGAUGUGCACAUUCCUUUCUUGCGUUUUAAGAUCUGAGGGUGUGAAGUUCAGUGUGGGGCUACUUUGGAUACAUUCUCAUAGCUCUGCUUUAGAUUUGUAAGCCCAAAUACCCACCUGGGGUGAUGAGAUUCUGUUCUGGUCUAAUUGUAAAUAUUUGGGCUGCCACACGGAAAACAACUGGUUCUAAUCCAGUUCAGUCGCAUCUCAUAGAUGUGUGAUAGCAGUUUUAUAAACUCUGUCAGUAAACUCCAGAGAAACUGGCAACAAUCAGAUACUGUCAGAUUUACCUCAGCAUUGAAUUAAAUGAUUGCUCCCAUGUUUAGAUUGACUGGAAACCAGCAAACUAGACUGUCCUUGACCACCUAUUUUUGGAGCCUUUGGUAUAGCCUAAAUGAUACCUGAUUGGGAGCAUCCUCUUCAGCAUAUAAACAACCUGGUGCCUUACACACUCCGCAUGCUUACACGCUGGCCUGGUGCUUUGGAUCGCAGUUAUGGCUUCUUUUUGUUUUCUUCUUCUUCUUCUUCUUCUUCUUCUUCUACUUCUUUUUUUCAAAUCUCCUCUUUCUUCUGUUUCUUGUGUCUCAGCCCCCUUGUGUGCUAGCGCACGACUCGUGGUGCUAAAAGGGUUUGUUACAAACUCUUUAGAAAAAUAGGAGCAGAAUUCUGAACUUUUUUCUGCUACCUUUCAGCUCCCCCCCCCCGACUUUAUUGCCAUCCCCAUUGCCUAGCCAUCCAGGUAUCGGCCUACAUGUAAACAUGGAAGGGGGUGGUCACCUAGAUGCAAGAUGAUGCAGAAGAGAUGGCUCUUCACCAGCCAUGUGCAUUAGCAGGGAGAGCAGGGGCUGAUUGGGAACAUCAGUAGUGGCCUGAAAUGGUAUCAGUUGUUACGGGAAAGCCCCACCCACCCCUUAAAAUGCUUGUUUUAUGGCUUGGGUUAGUUAUGUGUAAGUUGUAAGUUGCUCAAUUAAUGGGGAGUAGCAAGCAUGUCUUGUUUUGUUUUGUGGGUUUUUUUUGUUGUUUUGUUUGUUUUUGUUUUUAUGUAGUUUUACCUUUUCAGCAUUAUUCCACAUUAUUUGUAAUUUUGGAAUGUUUUUGCCCACAAAAAUAUCGUUUUGUUUUUUUUUCCUUUCUGUGCAACAUUUCAUCACUGUGUGCAAUAUCAUAUGUGCCAAUGGUGGCAAUAUAUGUAUAUCAAUUAAAUAUAUGAUUACUAUUUGAAAGCAUAUGGCUGAAUUCCAUGUUUAUUUCUCAUGAAGGAAUUGUACGCCUUUAUUUGCACACAAAGCUCCAUCCUGGAGGAAAAUAUAGUAAACCAAGGUCUUAGCAGCCUGUUGAGUCAAGCAGUUCACGUACUUACUUUAACUUGAAAUCGAACAUUGUCCCUGCAAGUAUGCCCCUCUCAAGGAAAAGGGUAAACUUGGCUAAUGGUUUGUUCAAGGUAGACUGUAAACAUACAAUGGAGUUGUUUUUUUUUGUUGUUUCUUUGUUUUUUCUUUCUUUUUUUUUGUGAAAAGGAAAAUUUAAAAAGAAGAAAAAAAAAUCCCUGGAAUCUCCAUUUUAGCUUUAAGCUAAGAAAAGGUGCUUCAGUCCAAUCCUCAUUAAGGUGUAUGGUGAACUGUCUUCAGUGGUUGUUGUGUGUAGCACUUUGCUUUCCCAGGUUAAUGAAAUGCCUGACCAAUACUUGUUUAAAAAUGAUCUCAACAAAGAAUGUUGUUCUCUUUUCUGUUACCUCUUUUUAUUUAAAAAAUGAGGUUAUUUGAUUUGCUCAUUUGGUUUUUGAUGCAUUAAAUAUAAUUUAUGUACAUUUGACAAAUUAUUAAAAAAAAGAAUAAAUUUAAUUUACCCAUGAGGGGGAAAAAAAUCUAUAUUCAAAAUGUAUGUGUUUUUCAUGUUUCAUUUCUUGUUGUGGGAUGGGGGUGGGGGAAAUCACUGAAAAGUCUGUUUAAUUUUUAUGUAGUGCUGUCUACAAUGUCUGAUUAUACAUUUGCAAUGAUACUAAUUGCUAAAGCUUAAUUUUACAGCCUAUAAAAUGCAAAUUUUGCAAUGGCGAGUACCUGAUGACUCAUGUCUUCUUAGAGAUUUCUACAAUAGUACUGUAUGUGUAAAACCAGGCUGUAAAAUAAAGCGUUACUUUGUUCUCUGACUAUCCCGACUAUGCAAUUUGUGAUCAUCUGUAUGCAACAAUUGCUCUUCUGUGAGUCUUUCUGUUAAUCUAAAAACUAAAGAAAUUAGACUUUAUUGAUCGUGACCCAACAGAACCUGCACAUGUUUUAAGUUACAUUUUUUUAAUGAUUGUUUUUCUUUCUUAUUUUUUUUUCUUUUUUAAUACGUUUGGUGUCGGAUUUAAGCUAAAAAUCAAAGUUUAAAAAAGAGCUUAAAAAAGUUGCUUCCAAAUGUUUUUAGGAUGCGUCUCACUAUUCUUGAGUUUAUAGCUAUUUAUAAGUAAAACUGAU
Molecule: messenger RNA, 5139 nt
Organism: Pelmatolapia mariae (spotted tilapia)
Lineage: Eukaryota; Metazoa; Chordata; Actinopteri; Cichliformes; Cichlidae
Gene: puraa
Product: purine-rich element binding protein Aa
Exons: 2
Coding region: 396-1253 (285 amino acids)
Biological process (GO): regulation of transcription by RNA polymerase II
Cellular component (GO): nucleus
Molecular function (GO): DNA-binding transcription factor activity, RNA polymerase II-specific; RNA polymerase II transcription regulatory region sequence-specific DNA binding; purine-rich negative regulatory element binding
Source: RefSeq, a predicted model, not a curated record